ACCCCCCACCGCACCCCCAGUUGCGGGCACUUUCCUAGAAGAAUUGUUCUGGCCGCCGCCGCCGCCCAGAUGUUAGUUCACACGUAUUCCGCCAUGGAGCGCUCCGACGGCCUGAACGGCAGCUCGACGGGCGGCCGCCUCUCGCAGCUCUCGUCGCUGAACCAAGCGGCGGCCUACUCGUCGGCUCCCCCGCUGUGCCACACGCCCGCCUCGGACUUCCAGCCGCCUUACUUCCCGCCGCCCUACCCGCAGCCGCCGCUGCCCUACUCGCAGAGCCAGGAGGCCGCCUACCCGCACCUGGGCGACCCCUACGGCGCCAUCAACCCCAUGCACCAGCACCAGCAGGCCGGCUGGCACUCGCAGCGGGCGCGCCAGGAGGAAGCCGCCGCCGCCGCCGGGCUCCUCUCGCAGACGCACCGCGCCCUCGGCCUCGACCCGCGCAGGGACUACCCCGGAGUGCCGCGCUUGCUCCACGGCCUGGCCGACGGCGCGCACGCCUUGGGCGACGGCCCGCUCGGCCUCCACGGCCUCGGCCACCCCAGCCUCGACGACAUCCAGGCUGUGGAUGAAACAGGGAUGAAUCUUUUGGACCAGUCUGUGAUCAAGAAAGAUGGAAAACUGAUGCUCAGAGAUAGUAUCUUAAAGCCACCAACAGCUAAGAUGAGAUCUGAACUCUGGUCCUUUGUACAAAGCCAUCCGCUAGGCAACAUCGGUUCUGUCUCAGUGCCCAUUCCCUCAAAAGCCAAUGGUACCACCAUCUCUGCCCUGACGAUGAACAAGGACACUCUGAUUGGAGGGGUGACCAAUCCUAAUGAGGUCUUCUGCUCUGUGCCAGGCCGCCUCUCCCUUCUCAGCUCCACCUCAAAGUACAAAGUGACUGUCGGUGAGGUCCAGAGGCGACUGUCGCCCCCCGAGUGUCUCAAUGCCUCCCUCCUGGGUGGAGUCCUCCGGAGGGCAAAAUCGAAAAAUGGAGGAAGAUGUUUAAGGGAAAGAUUGGAGAAGAUCGGGUUAAACCUACCUGCUGGGAGACGUAAAGCAGCAAAUGUGACCUUGUUAACAUCCCUGGUAGAAGGAGAAGCUGUUCACCUCGCCCGAGAUUUUGGAUAUGUGUGUGAAACAGAGUUCCCAGCCAAGGCCGCUGCAGAGUAUCUUUGCCGCCAGCACUCCGAUCCUGGUGAACUCCAUGCCCGGAAGAACAUGCUAUUAGCAACCAAGCAAAUCUGCAAAGAAUUUGCUGAUCUGAUGGCUCAGGAUCGCUCCCCACUUGGAAACAGCCGCCCAUCGCUCAUCUUGGAUCCUGGAGUUCAGAGUUGCUUGACCCACUUCAGCUUAAUAACUCACGGUUUUGGGGGGCCAGCCAUCUGUGCGGCUCUGACUGCGUUCCAGAACUACUUGGUAGAGUCGCUCAAAGGGCUGGAUAAAAUGUUCAUGAACAGCACAGGGAAUGGCCACUCAGUUGGCGACUCCAAAACCUCAGAAAAGGAAGUGAAACAUCGGAAAUAACCUCCAGAGUUUCUCAGCCAUCCCCUGUAAGAGAGUCCUUCCGUUCCCCAGUGUCAUUAAAUAAGAGGCCUGGUCUUAUCAAUGUGCGGAGGGAAAGAAGCCAAUUAAGAACUGUCCUCCUGCCAUGUUUCCACAGACUGUGACAGAUGCCCCUCAGAUAUCAAGUAAACAGAAAGUGAAGACUGAUGACAAUGUCUAAGGGAACUUCACUGUGAUGGAUGUCAAUCCAGAUGCAUUGAUACGUUUCUGUUGACACUCUUGAUUGGCAGUAGUGCAUAUUGGAAGCCAGAUCAUAUGUGCAAUUACUUUUUUCAUAUUUUUCUUUUCAAAACCCACAAUCAUAAAACCGUUGAGGUGUUUCUGAAGGCCUGACCAAACCACACCAAAGCAAACAGGUCUUGGUGGAAUCAAGAGCUACUGAGAGUCGAUGGAUUUUGAGUUAUCUCAUGGGACAGAUCCGGAGGGGUCACAAAGAGAGAGGAAUAGCCACCGAAGUCCACUUUUGUUGUGCCCUGUGACCAAGGAAAAAGUAACGUUACCAGCAGCCUUGCUCUUGAGUGGUCCUGGGACUUUGUUUACAGAUUUUGACCAAUUGGCAGUCAGUGUGGAUUUUCUCUAGGCUUUAUAAGGGGGACCAUCACCUAAGUUUUGGUCGUGUUUCUUGCAAGGAGGAUCGCGUUCCUGCAAAGCCUCCUCUGCCGCCCAGUUUCAUUUGGCUCGCCAGGACCUCAAGAGAAGUGAUGCAUUGCGACUCACCACCUCUCCUCCCAGGUUUUCAAAACGUUACUAAUAAUAUUAAAUAACAAAUAAUAAUAAAUUAAUAAAUGAUUAAAGCACAAGGAGCAGAACUUGAAGGAGGCCAAACCCGAACUGUUUUGAAAUCUGUAUAUAUUUAUUUAUGUGUAAUUAAAUCAAAAAAGUUUUAAAAUGUCCAGUGCGCGUUAUUUAUAUUCAGUUAAGUUGGAAAUUCUUACUUUUUUUUUUCUUUCAAAGAUAAACUGGUCCUCGGAAUUUUCUGGAAUGAAGUUUUGAAUAGCAUGGACAAUAGCCUGCGAUGCUAAGAACUAGAGACAUUUAGCCCAAUUUGGGGUUUGUUUUUCCUCUCUUUUGUACGUGCUGUUGUUUCACUUAAAAAGCUACCAUAGAUGUACAGUGCCACCACCACACAAAUGUCAGUCAUUAUCUUAAUAAAACCUCUUUUUAUUUGCAAACA
Heteronotia binoei (common prickly gecko) is the source of this 2716-nucleotide messenger RNA. It is a transcript of the gene TFAP2E, whose product is annotated as transcription factor AP-2 epsilon. Gene Ontology annotation, molecular function: RNA polymerase II transcription regulatory region sequence-specific DNA binding; DNA-binding transcription factor activity, RNA polymerase II-specific. Gene Ontology annotation, biological process: regulation of cell population proliferation; regulation of transcription by RNA polymerase II; anatomical structure development. The transcript is spliced from 8 exons. The coding region runs from base 70 to 1503 and encodes 477 amino acids. NCBI's taxonomy places the organism in Eukaryota, Metazoa, Chordata, Lepidosauria, Squamata, Gekkonidae. Gene Ontology annotation, cellular component: nucleus. The record is from RefSeq and is a predicted model, not a curated record.